GUGAGUGUGAUGAGUGACGUGUUGAGUGACUGGUGAUAGUGGGCGGGGCCAGUAAAGCUGAAGAUCACUGAUAAGAGCUGAAGAAAGAGGAAGAAAGUCAAGCAGUCACAUGUAGAGACACACAGACAACAUUCAGCAUCAAGAAGAUCAACAGAGCUGCUGUGAAGCUGAACUCAAGUCACAAUGAACAUCCUCCUCAUCUUCACUUUCUUCAUCAUCUCAGGUGCUGUGAGAUGCUUCGAUGUCAUUGGAUAUUCUGGAGGAAGAGUUCUUGUGAAUUCACACAAACUUUGGCACACUGGCUAUAAACAAUAUCUAUAUAAAAAGCACAGAGAUGUAUUGAAUAUCCUAAUAGAAAACAUUAAACAUUAUAAAUGGAUUAAAGAGAGAAGAUUCACUCUGUUUUGCAAUGAAAAUGGACAUUUCAUGAUCUUCAUGAGAGAUGUGAACACACAGGAUUCUGGAACAUACCGGAUUGGUGUUGAUGGUCACUGGUCUAUUGAUAUGAGUCUGAAAGUGAAAGAAGAUUCAUGUUGUGGGGCGUCACAGAGAGUGAUGGUCAAUACUGGACAAACUGCAAACUUCACAUGUCAAUAUUCACAAGAUUAUAAGACUGAUGAGAAGAUGAUAUUUAAAGAAGGGGAAAAAUUCAUUGAGAUGAAAGACACUGACAUAUGGACAGAAAGGGAUCAGGAGGGAAAAUUCCACAUAUCUGAUGAUAGAGAUAAUUAUCACUUCAGUGUGAGAAUAACUGAUGUGAGAUCAGAAGAUGCAGGAGUUUAUUUAUGUGGAGUUUGGCUCAAUGAAAUCUCCUACAGUUACUCCAUUCUUACUGCUGUUCAUCUUCACAUUAUGAGUAAAGUGGGUGUGGUCACAGCGAGCGGAUACUCAGCAGGUGGAAUCAUCUUCAAGUGUCAUCACCAUCAAUACAAAAGCAACACAAAAUAUGUGAGUAAAGAAUCAGAUGGAUGUUGUGAGAGGAAGUCUCCAUCAGUUCAGGAUCAGUGGAUGGACAAUGGAGAUGUUUGUGUGUAUGAUGACACCAGAGCAGGAGUCUUGAUGGUGUAUUUUAGAGAGCUGAACGCUGGACAUGCUGGAACAUACAGGUGUGGAGUGAAUCCAUCUCAAUAUACUGACACAUUCACUCAAGUCCAGCUCCACAUUAAAGACGAUACAGUUUUGUCUCAUUGGUGGGUGAAUAAAUCUGUUUCUGUUGGUGAUGAAGUCAAUAUUACCUGUCAGAUCCCAGAGGAACAUCAAUUCAGUCCAAAAGUCUUCUGUAAAGAGGAUGAAAAUCACAUCUGUCAAAGCGUCAUCAGAUCUGAAGUGAAAGUAAAUGAUUUCUCUGAUAAAAGUGUUUUUACUGUGAUCAUCAGUGAUGUGACAGUGAGAGAUGCUGGAGUUUACUGGUGUGGAGCAGAAACCAGUCGCACAGAUUUCACUUUCAUCUCUCUCACCACUAAAGUUCAACUCAAACUCAGCAGUAAAGUGGGUGUAGUCAGAGUGACCGGCUACAUAGGAGGUGGAAUCAUCUUCAAGUGUCAUCACCAUCAAUACAAAAGCAACACAAAAUAUGUGAGUAAAGAAUCAGAUGGAUGUUGUGAGAGGAAGUCUCCAUCAGUUCAGGAUCAGUGGAUGGACAAUGGAGAUGUUUGUGUGUAUGAUGACACCAGAGCAGGAGUCUUGAUGGUGUAUUUUAGAGAGCUGAACGCUGGACAUGCUGGAACAUACAGGUGUGGAGUGAAUCCAUCUCAAUAUACUGACACAUUCACUCAAGUCCAGCUCCACAUUAAAGACGAUACAGUUUUGUCUCAUUGGUGGGUGAAUAAAUCUGUUUCUGUUGGUGAUGAAGUCAAUAUUACCUGUCAGAUCCCAGAGGAACAUCAAUUCAGUCCAAAAGUCUUCUGUAAAGAGGAUGAAAAUCACAUCUGUCAAAGCGUCAUCAGAUCUGAAGUGAAAGUAAAUGAUUUCUCUGAUAAAAGUGUUUUUACUGUGAUCAUCAGUGAUGUGACAGUGAGAGAUGCUGGAGUUUACUGGUGUGGAGCAGAAACCAGUCGCACAGAUUUCACUUUCAUCUCUCUCACCACUAAAGUUCAACUCAAACUCAGCAUGCCUCCAGUGUUUGGAGAUGAAGGAGGAUCUGCUCACAUCAUCUGUCCUUAUGAUCCCAUCUAUAAAUCAAAGUCCAAAAAACUGUUGAAGAGUUGUAGAGAUGAAAAGACUCUCAUGGAGAUGAACAGAUGGAGUGUGAAUGAUGACAUGACAGCAAGUGUGUUUAGUGUGAACAUCACUGGACUGACAGCAGAGGAUGCUGGGAAAUACUGCUGUGCAGUGACAUUAGAAACAGACGUGAUUUAUCUUUACACUCAUCUCAUUAUUCUCAUCAAACAGGAGCUUCUCUUGAAUAAGCGUGAAGGAGACAACAUGUCAAUGGAGUGCAAACAUCACGCUGAAUAUCAGAAAGUCUUCUGUAAAGCACAUGAAGUCUCAAUGUGUGUCAAUGAUGGAGUUUCAUUCCAGUGGAUCAGAGAUGAUGGAUUCUCUUUAAGUGAUGAAACAUCUACUGGAGUCUUUACUGUAAACAUCAGUCAUCUGAGAGAAGAGCAUUCUGGGAUAUACUGGUGUGGAUCUCACAUCAUCACUAAAGUGCAUCUAGAAGUAAAAAGAAGUGUUUUUGAAAAGAUCAUCGCUGGUAUCUGUGUGACCCCGCUGCUGAUGGGAGCAUUGAUCCUGAUGUUAUGUAAAUUUAGAUAUCUCACGACUCGAGGCACAAAUGGCCAGACAGAGAGAAAACAGCGGACGAUUGGAGAGGUGUCUCAUGCUGCCUGUGACUACGAGAAUGUUCAAGACCUCAGACCGGAGCGUUUAGCCUCACACCACACAGAAGCUGUGAUCUAUUCUACUGUUGGGAUCCCCGCAAACCCUCCUCAUCCACACACGAUAUAUUCUACUGUACAAUUACCCACAAUCCCCUCUGAUGAUGUGCUGUACGCUGCUGUCAGUUUCCACAAGCAUGCAGAUUCUCUCAGUGAUGCUACGGUCACCUUCAGUAAGGACGAGAGUUUAACCGAGUACGCCACUGUCAAUCGCAACACAAGACUCAACUAAAAGUUUUUUAUUUAUUUGUUAUUUAUAGACCUUGUAGUGUUUUUUAGUACGUGUUUCAUAUUAUACGAGAUCACAUUAGGCACAUUUAACCCAGUGAAGAACAAAAUGCCGUUCCAGACCUGAAACCAUACUGUAUAUACUGUACAUGCUCUGUUCGUGUUUGUCUCCCCCUGCUGGUCAGUAUCAAACAUGCCAUUAAAACCACCUCCAGUUCUGAUGUUUAGGGACAUUUUGCCUAGCUGAUAAUAAAAUGGAAG
Triplophysa rosa is the source of this 3365-nucleotide messenger RNA. RefSeq lists its product as uncharacterized. Lineage: Eukaryota; Metazoa; Chordata; Actinopteri; Cypriniformes; Nemacheilidae. The record is from RefSeq and is a predicted model, not a curated record. The coding region runs from base 184 to 3108 and encodes 974 amino acids. The transcript has 12 exons.